Messenger RNA from Oppiella nova, 210 nucleotides. The record is from the annotation of a GenBank genome assembly. Lineage: Eukaryota; Metazoa; Arthropoda; Arachnida; Sarcoptiformes; Oppiidae.
AUGCAAUACCAGUCAUACUAUGAUAUAUCCGCUGAUAUCAGGGCAAAAGAAUACGAUAAACAAACUGCACCCAUAUAUGCCGAGGCUUCUAAAUCUGUAAGAGCUAAUUGCAAACGCGAUAGAAAUGUAACAGUGUCAACGCACAACGUGACAAAUACGAAAUAUAUGACCAUGCUAAAGGAUGAUUGCAUGGUAGCUGUCGACCAAUAG